This is a messenger RNA of Mustela lutreola (European mink), 2762 nucleotides long. RefSeq names its product adenosine 5'-monophosphoramidase HINT1-like. Bases 357 to 779 code for a protein of 140 amino acids. NCBI's taxonomy places the organism in Eukaryota, Metazoa, Chordata, Mammalia, Carnivora, Mustelidae. Gene Ontology annotation, molecular function: hydrolase activity. The transcript has a single exon. Gene Ontology annotation, cellular component: nucleus; cytoplasm. Gene Ontology annotation, biological process: purine ribonucleotide catabolic process. The record is from RefSeq and is a predicted model, not a curated record.
CAGGGUUUGUUUGUGUUUUUUUUUCUUCCCAAUCAGUGUACCUUUUAUUUCCUUUUCUUGUCUUCCUGGACUAGCUACGACUUCCAGUACAGUGUGGAAAGGAGUGGUGAGAGGGACCAUCCUUGCCUUAUUCCUGACUUAGCAGGAAGGCUUCUAGUUUCUUGACAUUAAAUAUGAUGCUAGGUGUAGAUUUUUUGUAGUUUUUUUGCUUUUGUUUUUUGUUUUUUAGAGAGAAAAAGAGAUGGAACAUGAGCAGGGGAGGGGCAGAGGGAGAGAGUCUCAAGCAGACUCCCCGCUGAGCGUGGAGCCUGCCACAGGUCUUGAUCUCAUGACCCUGAGAUCACACCUGAGCCAAAAUGAAGAGUCAGGCCCUCCUCUCGAGCUUCUGCCCGGGUCGGUCGCGCGGGAGGGAGGCCGAGAUGGCAGAUGAGAUCGCCAAGGCUCAGGCCGCGCAGCCUGGUGGUGACACAAUCUUCGGGAAGAUCAUUCGCAAGGAAAUCCCAGCCAAAAUCAUUUUUGAGGAUGACCAUUGUCUUUCUUUCCAUGACAUUUCCCCUCAAGCACCAACUCAUUUUCUGGUGAUACCCAAGAAACAUAUAUCCCAGAUUUCUGUAGUAGAAGAUGAUGAUGAAAGUCUUCUUGGACAUUUAAUGAUUGUUGGCAAGAAAUGUGCUGCUGAUUUGGACCUGAAGAAGGGUUAUCGAAUGGUGGUGAAUGAAGGUUCAGAUGGGGGACAGUCUGUCUAUCAUGUUCAUCUCCAUGUUCUUGGAGGUCGGUAGAUGAAUUGGCCUCCUGGUUAAGCUUGUUUUAGGGUUGAUUUUCCCUUCUCUAGGCAGUGGUCAAUAUUUCCCAGUUCUGUAGGUUAAACAAUAUACUUCCUUUUGCCUAUGUAUGGAGAGAUUGAGGAGAUAAUUUUUAAAAGCCAUACAUAAUAAAAGACAAUGUUGCAUGGUUUAAAAAAAAAAAAUGAAGAGUCAGAUGCUUAACCGACUGAACCACCCAGGUGCUCCAAUUUUUUAUAGAUAUUUAAAAAUUGAGGCAAGUAAGUUAAUCUCUUUUAUGUUUGUAUUCCUUUUUCUUUUCUUUCUUUUCUUUUUUUUUUAAAGACUUUAUUCAUUUAUUAGAGAGGGAGAGAGCACAGACCAAGACCGAGGGAGAAGCAGGCUCCCUGCUAAAUGUGGUGUUAGAUCCCAGGACCCUGGGAUCAUCACCUGGGGUGGAUGCUUAACUAACUGAGCCGUGCAGGUACCCCUGUAUUUCUUCUUUUUAAAGGCUGAAUACUGUUUUAUUAUAUAUAUAUCCACAUUUUGUUUACCCAUCAAUCCAUUAGUGGAUAGUUGGGUUGCUUCCACUUUCUUGGCUAUUGUGAAUAAUUCUGCUAUGAACGUGGGUGUACAAGUAGCCCUUUGAGACCUUUCUUUUAGUUUUUCUAGGUAUAAUUGCUGGAUCAUAUGGUAAUAUUUACAUUUCAUUGAGUUUAUUGAAUAUUAUAUGCAAAAUUUUAUAUAAAGGAUAUUCAUUGCACUGAUAUUUAUAAUAGUGAGAAUUUGGAAGCAGCCUUGCUACUUGUCAGUAUGUGAUUGGUUAGAUAAUCACAGUACAUCCAUACAAUGAGGUAUACUGCAGUUGUUUAGAAAGGUCUGUGUGUUUUGACAGGUCAGAAUAUCUAAAUAGGUUAAAAUAUGAAAAAAAGAAAAUUGUAAAAUGGUAUGUAUAGUGUGAACCUUUUUAAAAAAAGAUUUAUUUAUUUAUGAGAGAGAGAAUGGGAAGGAUGAGGGACAGAAAGAAAGGGAGUAGUAGAUUCCCCACUCAGCUGGGAGCCUGAUGUGGGGCUCAAUCCCAGGACCUUGAGAUUAUGACCCAAGCCAAAGGCAGUUGCUGAACUGAAUGGGCCAGCCACCCAGGCACCCUGUAAAUGAACCUGUUUUUAUUUAAAAUCAUAUGUAUUAUAUGUAUGUAUAUAUGUAUUAUGUAUGUAUGCUUCAAAAAAUUUUUAAAAGAUAAUAAUUCUAUAGGCUGAGGGGGAUGAGUGGAUAGGUUAUAUGUGCAGUGGAAGAGCAGACCUUUAUCUUACUGCAUUACAAGUUUCUGCAUCAUAGCAGGGUUUAUAAGAGGCAUAGUUUUUUAUAAGCAGAAAAACCAAUUUAAGUGAUUAUAUUUUUGGAAAAAAUAGAGCUUGACUUCUGUUUGUCUAUGAAUACAAAGAAAAUGUUAUAUGUUUCAUUUACUUAACGUGUUUUUAUGUCUACAACACACAUCACUGGGAUCUUUUUUUUUUUUUUUUAAGAUUUUAUUUAUUUAUUUGGCAGAGAGAGAUCACAGAAGACAGAGAGGCAGGCAGAGAGAGAGAGGGAAGCAGGCUCCCUGCUGAGCAGAGAGCCCGAUGCAGGACUCGAUUCCAGGACCCUGAGAUCAUGACCUGAGCCGAAGGCAGCGGCUUAACCCACUGAGCCACCCAGGCGCCCCAUCACUGGGAUCUUUAAAGUAUCUUUUUAUUGUUAUACAUGGUAUGAAGGAUAUAUGUACGGUCUUGUGGCCUGACAUAUAAAAUUAGCACAGUGACUUUCUAUCAGAAUGGUUUUACAUAAGGAAAAUGUUCUACCAUUUUUGGAUCAUACUUGAAUGGUGCUUUCCAUUUCUUGUGACUUGGUGUGGUGUGGUAUGUGGUGAAAUCGUAGGCUUUCUCUGCUCUUGAGGAAAAUAUUGCUUAGUUUAAGCACUGUGUUAUACUGCACACUGAAUUCUGUUCUUUGCCUUUUCUU